Styela clava is the source of this 4849-nucleotide messenger RNA. RefSeq names its product F-box only protein 8-like. NCBI's taxonomy places the organism in Eukaryota, Metazoa, Chordata, Ascidiacea, Stolidobranchia, Styelidae. The record is from RefSeq and is a predicted model, not a curated record. Gene Ontology annotation, molecular function: guanyl-nucleotide exchange factor activity; protein binding. Gene Ontology annotation, biological process: regulation of ARF protein signal transduction.
CUUUUAAAAAUGAAUAUCUAUAUAUUAUGCAGUAUUAUAAUGACUUAGUUAAUUAAUACACCAAUGGGACAACUUAGUUCACGUGAAACCCAUGGCGUUGGAAGUUCCUUUCCAUCACCUUCUCGCAGUGGAUUAAACAACGGCAGUCAAAAUGGGACAAGCCAUCUGUACAGACCUGGAUAUUUGUGGCAAAUCUUCAAACAUCGGCGGGCAAGAAACUUUCGAAAUAGUUCAAAAGGUUGUCGACUAGAUGUGCUAGAAAAGUUUCCCGAUUUGUACUUGUUGCCGCCUGAGAUUGGAAUAGAAGUAUUAAAAAAUUUGAAUGCAACUGAUUUAUGCCUAGCUGCAUGUGUUUGGUCUGAUUUAGCAAAUGAUGAGAUGUUAUGGGAAGGUCUUUGUAAAAAUUCGUGGGCCUAUUGUACGGCCUACAAGUCAUGGAAAGAUGAAGGAAAGUCAUUUAAAAAGCUUUAUCUUCUUCUUGAUGAAGGGAGUCUCACAUUUAACGCAGAGCCUUUAUGGGGCAUGAAAUACCUUUUUGAAAAUCACAUCCUCGAUGAUAAUGCCUCUGAGAUUGCCAUGUUUUUCCAUGGAACAAAUCAACUAGUCUGGCAAAAAGUACGUCAAUAUCUGAACACUCGAAAUGACGUGUUAGAUGAGUUAUUGAAGUUGCAAAGUUUUAAAAAUCAGUUCCUUCCUAAUGCAUUGAGAAAAUUUUUCCAGGCAGUCGAUGCUCCGAUUUCUAGAGGUGAAUAUCUUAAUUUGCUCAUUGAUAAGUUUGCUGUGAGAUUUUGCAACGAUAAUCCUGAUAUUGCUCUUGUACCUGAGAUUGUUGCGAUACUGUGUUACUCUCUUAUAUUACUCUCUGUUGAUUUGACUAGUCCACAGGUCAAAAAUAAAAUGUCAAAACGGGAAUUUGUACGCAACGUUCGUUCAGCGGUUGUGGAAUACAGUAGACAACACGCCCAAGGCAAUAUUCAACUACAAAAUAGAAGAGGCAUGCCCCAAGAGAAUAUAGGGCCAAUUCAGGCAAUUGCGGCGGUUGAUUCCGAUUUUGCAGGACAUUUGUAUGAUAAUAUUUAUUUGGUUGGACAUAUUGCUCCACAACGAUGGAAAGAUGAUCAAGGCUAGAAUUCUCUCCGUUGUUCUGUGAUACAUGUUGUUAUCAUAGGUCUGUUGUUGUGAUUUUUCUCUAACUUUGAUUGUUAUUGUUAUCCGCAGUAUGUUUGCAACAUUUAUGGUGUGAGAACAAAUAUAAAGUCUCUUUCAUUUGGUACUUUUAGAUGUAUAAUUUACUGUGAAUAUAUAUCAUUUCCAUUGUACCAUUAAUUCAUCUUCUUUCCUCAUCUAUUAUAUGAAACAGUAAUUUCUUGUAAUUUUUCUCGUUUGUUGAAACUACAAAUUCAACACAUGGGAAUAAAGCUGAUUUUAUUAUUUCAUAUACUAGUUCAUACUAUAGUUGCGAAUAUAUAUAUAUUUUUGCCUUGUGUCAUUAUUGUCUGUAUGUAACUUUAUGCCACUUUCCAACCGAGUAUCUAAUUUAUGAUAAACUGCCUUAACGAGCUGCAAUUGAUAUAAUUGAAAUCUCUUUAAAUAAGGUACUUAAAUAAUGAUCUAUAACUAAAUUUACUAAAAAAUUAUUGUUUUAUGCCAGUAAUGGUCUUUGUUGAGCAUGAUGGAGUCUGACAAUGAUUUGCUAGAUGUCUUCAUCCACAUCUCAUAGUCGGAGCAUUGUAUUUUCAACUAGGUUAACACAAAGUUGGGUUCCCUGUUCAACCAACCUUAUUACCUAAUAGAAGGCCAUUUGUAAAACCUUGUAGCAAAACGAUGUCGGUGUAGGAUCAUUGGUUAUUGUGGUGUAUUAAUAAUAAAUGUGACUAUACUUUUCUGCAGUGCUUGGUGGAUUAUUUUGUAAUUUUUUUUGUCUGCGUGUUUUUGUCAAAUACAUAAAUUUUUAAGUGUAAGUUUAACAUUUGAACACCUAAGCGAUAAUUUUCUAACGAGUCGCACUCUUAUGUUUGUACCUCGAAUAUAAUUAAUUUGAAACUUGCUGUCAUUGACAACUCUCAUUAUAUAGAUAACUUGUGGUUGAACAAAACUAUAUUUUGUGUGUGGCGGCAAUUUAUUUUUCCAUAAUUAAUCUAUAUACUUUAAAAAGGCACUAAUUUCUCAUUGAUAAAGCACGUGCAAAACACAUCCAAAAUGGCACAAUAUUUGUAUUUAUUCAUUUGUGCCCAAGUUUUGACUGAAAUCAUUUACCGGUAUUGUUCAAUUUUCUAAUACAUUAGUAAUUGAUUUCACAACUAAGUUAAUUAUAAUGAUAUAUGUUUGGGAUAUAGAGUUUUGAUUUGAUACCACCAGUAUGUCUUGUUAAGCUUUAGAAAAGUGGAUUUUGAAAUGUCUUGUUAGACUUUAUUUUUCUACUCUAAAUGGAUAGUGAUUUAUAAAUGGGCUUGAAUCAAGGAUACCAUAUCCAUAUUUGUUUAAAAUUAUCUCCUGUUGGUAUUAUUAGUUUUAAAUGAGUUAUUAAUGAUUUUCAUUUAUAUGCUUGUAAUUGUAACUAUAUCCUAUGCUUGUUAUUUUUUUUUCAGAAGUAUCUUAUAAAAUGGAAAAAGUCGAAUAUGUUUUGACAAAUAUACCAUUAGUUCUGGAAAGGAUAUUUAGUUUUUUGUCGGCCAGAGAUUUAUUACGUUUACAAUCAGUUUGUAAAUCAUGGAAAUCUUGCUCUGCAGAUGUUCUUCGUGGGAGAAAAAGUGUGAAUCAAGUGGAAUAUAUCACUUAUGUGAAAAAUUGUGAUGAGGAUAAACAAACUGUAAAAUUUAAGAGAUCAAACAGACAAAUGACAUGGAAAAAGAACUCUAGUAUGUACAAAGAAUUUUCUGAGUGGAGAAAUGAAUGGCAUUGUGCACCGACCGCGGGGAUAUCUGUCUCUAUGUCAAAUGAUCGUAUAAUCAAUAGUUUCAAUUAUGAUCAUGAAAAUAUGAUACGAUAUUGGCUUCCACCUGCGAAUAAAUUACUAACUCUAAGGUCAGUGUACAGUGUUGUAUGUGUGGAUAGUGAGAAAGCUUCAAUAGAGAAUAUUGUUGAUGAUAUCAGUGAUGUUUUCAAUUAUAUAUCAUUUCCACAGAGUUUAUCAAACUUAUUUUCUGUCAAUUAUUUCAAUCUGGAAGAAGAACAUUCAAGUGAGGAUCAUGAUAAGUUUAUUCAAACUGUUGGUGACGAACUUGAACAUUGUGACACCAAGUUAGUUUUUGUGUCAGUAGUUUCAAAAGAUUCAUCUUUGUCACCUUUACACAAGAAUAUACUGAAGCCGGCAGCUUGUCGUGGGGUUGUUGUUAUUGGGUGCAUUUUCGAAACUUUAAUUAUUUUUAAUCCUGAUAAUGGACCAGCCAAUAGUACCAAUGGUAUUCAAGAUUAUGUAAUAGUAUCUUUUAAAGGUAAAAAUGUACGUUCUGCAUCAGUUUUGGUAGGAUCUCAUGUUGACACUAUCAAAGAAUUAAAUGCAUGUUUAGAAACGCUACAGGAAACUGUAAAAUCUUUUGGUGCCAACUGCCCAAAUAUGUGUAAAUUCAAAAAUAAAUUUGGCCAUUGUGCAUCUUGUAAUUCGCAAACUUUGGGCUUCAUGGUAGCUUGUUGCUCUCGUGCUAAUCCUCAAGAAUGGUACGUUGAAGAAGAUACUGAUGAUUUUGCAGACGUUCCACGUAAUCUUGAACAAGAAGCAUUUAGAAAAAUGAUUCCAAAUGUUCCGCUCUUGGGAAUAUAUGGAAUGGGAGAAAUUGGAGGUUUCAUAAAUCUCAUUGGCCACCAAGAAAAACUUUUUGACCAGAACAGUGAUCUGAUAAAAAGAGAAAGCACUGUUUUUGCAGUGGUAAUGUUGAAAUAAUCAUCUCAGCAUACACUUUCUGUGCUUUCAACUUUUUUGUUGUGAUUUGUGUUUAAUUGGUUAAAAUCUUUAAAAUCAUUAUUGUAAUACUGUAGCCAGUCUUCAACCUCAAAUGGGACAACCAGAAUGGCAUAUGUUAUUGUCUGACGAACUGCAAAUCAAAGUCAGAUAUAGGAUUAGGAGAUGAUUGCUGUUCAAUGCAUGGCUAGUAUAUGUACUUUUAUAGUACUACUGGUAAUACUUUUCGCUAAUAUUUUUUUUAUUGUUGGGAGUGGGACAAUCAAAAUCAGUUUUUCCAAUGUAAAAUAUGAGACAAUUCUGAAUUUUUCCUUAUUCUAGAAAUACUUCUGGACUGACAAUCUAACGUGUCUCAUCUUUUCUAUUUCAGCCUACUCUCUUUCCUUUUUGAAGGCUUUGAAAAUGCUAAACUGUUUAAAAAUGUCUAAUAUGAUAUUGAUGAUGCAGCAAAGUCUUUAUCAGUGCUCUAUACUCGAAGUGAACUAACUAUUAAUACUUUAAAUACUGUAAAAUAAGGCCUUUAGAAAAAAAUAACAAUGUUCUGUCUUUUUCGAGUCAUGCACCACUCUUUUCAGUUGUAUGUUCACUACCAAAUUUGUUUUAAACUUCAUUAUUUUUAUUUUGUUCCCACUUUGCGACUGUGAGAAUCUUUCUCUAUAUUUUAUUCUAUAUACAUAUUGCCCUUUUUUCAAUAUUAUCAUUUAGCAGAAUUUUCAGAAUAAUUCUGCUAUCCUAUGGUAUUUUUCACAUUAGUCGAAUAGUGGACCAUUUUGGUAUUGCUGAUUAUUGUUUCCAUUCAUUGGAAUACUAGGUUGAUAAUGUCGCUUAUUUCGACAAUGGUUGUGUGAAUUCAAUCAUGAAACACAUGCCGGUACUUCGUUGAUUUUUUUCUUUGUAAAAUUUGUAACAAGUGAAACAAGUAAGGGCAUUAUUCAACCUCUUGUUUCGUUU